This is a messenger RNA of Daucus carota subsp. sativus, 2273 nucleotides long. RefSeq names its product protein IQ-DOMAIN 2. Lineage: Eukaryota; Viridiplantae; Streptophyta; Magnoliopsida; Apiales; Apiaceae. The transcript has 6 exons. Gene Ontology annotation, molecular function: protein binding. The record is from RefSeq and is a predicted model, not a curated record. Bases 379 to 1803 code for a protein of 474 amino acids.
ACCAGGGUAUGGUGAUAAUCUAGGGUGAAGUUGGUCACUGUGUAGAGGGAGAUAAUUAAGGAAGAGAAUGGAGCCCACAAUGAAGCUCCAGCUGUUACUACUACUACUACUAGUUGCAGCUCUCUCUCUCUCCCCAUCUCUCUCUCUCUCUUUCUCUCGUUGAACACUUCAUCUUCUUGGUUCUUUCUUCCCUCAAGAUCUGGUUACUAUAUACUCCUAUACGUACACAUUACACACACUCCCAUAUCAUCUUGUUGCUUCUUUUCACCAUUAAUACGCACACCUAUACAUACAUCAGGCUGCUGCAGGCAGGUGCAACAGCAAUUACUUGUACAGAUCUAGCUACUUCAAUUCUCAGAAUUCUACGGCAUUUCAGCGAUGGGAAGGAAAGGAAAUUGGUUUUCGUCUGUCAAGAAAGCUUUUAGUCCAGAUUCCAAGGACAAGAAAAACAAGAGAGCAAACAAAUCAAAAAAUUCGGUUGAGAAGGAAAAAUCUUCAAGUCCUGAUUUUUCCACUUUAGAAACCAUCAGCACCUCUCAGCAUCUUCCUCCACCACCGGUGGUUCAAACAACCGAAAUAGUGGAUGAGCAGUCUAAAUAUGCUUAUUCUGUUGAAGAUGCCAAUACUUCAUCCUAUGUGCCUGCUGUUGAAGCUCCCGAGGUCGUUACAGAAGUUGUUCGACCCACUCCAGUAACUCGCUUCACGGGAAUGUCAAGGGAAGAAGUGGCUGCCAUCAGGAUUCAGACGACAUUCCGGGGAUACCUGGCAAGAAGGGCAUUGAGGGCCUUAAGAGGCCUUGUCAGGUUAAAGUCACUAGUUGAAGGGGCCACAGUCAAACGUCAGACCACAAAUACUUUACGAAGCAUGCAAGGUAUAUCUCGUGUGCAGUCCCAGAUCAACAAUAGGAGGAUCAGGAUGACAGAGGAGAAUCAAGCUCUUCAGAGGCAGCUUCUGCAGGAGCGUGCAAAAGAACUUGAGAGCUUGCAGAUGGGGGAGGACUGGAAUGACAGUGCACAGUCAAAGGAACAAAUUGAAGCAAAGCUACUGAGCAAGUACGAAGCAACCAUGAGAAGAGAAAGAGCAAUGGCUUAUUCAUUCUCUCAUCAACAAACAUGGAAGAAGUCUGCAAGAACUACAAACCUACUUUUUAUUGACCCUACUAAUCCUCAAUGGGGAUGGAGUUGGCUGGAACGCUGGAUGGCAGCCCGUCCAGAGUCUAAAACAGAGAAAGAAGUUACUAAUGGUCAUUCCUCAGUUAAGGGUGCGAGUCUGAACUUCGCUGGAAAUGAAAUUGCCAAGUCCUUUGCUCGGCACCAACUAAAUUCUGAUAAACCUAUUGCACCAGUUCAACGCAAGCUAAGUAGUCCUUCUAAUCUCCAGUCCCCCUCAAUUCCAUCAUCCAAGGUAACAUCACCAAAACCGGCCAGAAAAUUUAAGCCUCCAAGCCCAGGAGCAAGUGUAAUGAGCAUAGAUUAUGAUUCAAAGAGCAUGAUGAGUGUGCAGUCAGAACAGAAUAGGAGGCACAGCAUUGCUGGAUCAUCUGUGAGAGAUGAUGAGAGUUUAGCAAGCUCUCCAUCAGUUCCAGGUUAUAUGGCAGCUACACGCUCUGCGAAGGCGAAAUCACGUAUGCAAAGUCCAUUGGGCAUGGAGGAUGGAACUCCAGAAAAAGUACCAGCAGGUUAUGCGAAGAAGCGGCUUUCUUUCCCAGCUUCACCAGCCAGGCCAAGGCGGCAUUCAGGUCCACCAAGGUUGGAUAGCACCUCUAUUGCAGAUAACAACGUGAAUGAUAUCCCAGUCAAUUAAAUUUAUUUACCAAUGUGAAGCAGGAGGAACAGGGUUUAUGAAAGGGGGGAGAUAGUAAAUUAAACAGAAACACAACAGUUACUUCAUAUGCUCAAACUUCACUCCUUUUUUUUUUCCCUAAUUUUUUUGUUGGUUAAAAUGAGUUUCGGGGUGCAGAAUUUGGCUUCUUGGAUGAGUCUUUCCAACAGUCUCUCAGUGGUUGAGGGAUUUGAAUCAUCUCAGAAAGAACCUCAUUUACAUUUGUUUGAUUGCUUUUAUGAAUGUAGUAAAUUUUACAUGUUUCAUAUCUGUACUCAAUAAGCUCCAAUUGUUAUUUGCAAUAUUUGUACAAAGUACAAACUAUGUGUUCAUGUAAUUAUGAUAUUGCUUAUGCGUGAGGGUUUUUAAGGUGUAAGCCACAUUUUGAAAUUGACAAUGUAAUAAGCGAUGUUUGAAAUUGACAAUAAUAUUAUUUAUAGAUCCUUACUUUA